Molecule: messenger RNA, 840 nt
Organism: Lampris incognitus (smalleye Pacific opah)
Lineage: Eukaryota; Metazoa; Chordata; Actinopteri; Lampriformes; Lampridae
Exons: 1
Coding region: 1-840 (279 amino acids)
Biological process (GO): DNA integration
Molecular function (GO): nucleic acid binding
Source: RefSeq, a predicted model, not a curated record
AUGUCACAAGUCAGGAAGUGGACAGUGAGGGAUGCCACACUGUCCCUGGUGCACAGCUAUGUCUUGAAUGGCUGGCCAGAGGUGAAGGAUCCUCAACUCAUGCCAUAUCACACCCACCGUCUAGAGUUGAGUACGCGAGAUGGGUGUGUCCUGUGGGGAGCCAGAACAGUGAUUCCUCCGCAGGGGCGGUCUGUUCUGUUGAAGAUGUUCCAUCAGUCACAUUCCGGCUUGUCUCGUAUGAAAGGUUUAGCAAGGUCUUACAUGUGGUGGCCGCGGAUGAAUGAGGAUAUCGAAAAGGAGGUCAGCAUAUGCGUGGAAUGCCAGCAAAACAGAAAAUCGCCACCUAAUGCACCACUGCACCCCUGGGAAUGGCCCGAGCUGCCAUGGUCUCGCAUUCAUGUGGACUCCGCAGGGCCGUUCUUGGGCAAGAUGUUCUUGGUGAUAAUCGACGCACAUUCGAAAUGGCUAGAGGUUUAUCCGCUGAAUGCCUCUACAACACAUGCAACAAUUGAAAAGCUACGGCAGUGCGUCGCAGUCCAUGGAUUGCCACAGAUAUUACUCUCUGACAACGGCAGUUGCUUCACAAGUGCGGAAUUCAGCCAUUUUAUGUCACAGAACGGGAUUCAGCAUGUCACCUCAGCGCCGUUCCACCCCUCCUCUAACAGUUUAGCGGAGCGGGCAGUGCAGACCUCUAAAGAGGGGAUGAAAAAAAUGAGAGGAGAUAGCAUCGAGGCCAGAGUUUCCAGGUUCUUGUUCAGCUACCGCAUCACCCCUCAGGCAAUGACAGGGUUGUCCCCUGCAGAAGUGUUGAGAUCUGCUGAGACUGAGACCUGCGUUUGA